AUGAAGAAGCGAGCUGGUGGUGGUGGUGGUGAAAUCAUGUCUAUCGGAGUCGGAGUAUCGGAGGCCUCUGCUUCUUCAGUACAGCAUGCCAAGCCAAAGCUUUGCUUGUGCUGGCUGCAAGCCUGCUUUGGCGAAGAUGCAGUGAUGUGUUCAGUGAUCUCUGCUGCCACCACAUUGGUCUCCAAAUUCGGGCUAAACCGGGCCAAUGUUCCGCUCUCGACUUCGAAGCUGCUCGAAUGCAUGCUUGCCAGCCGAAGAAGUGAUAAGCUGAAUCUUCUGCGUGCCAGCCGACGUGCGAUUAGUCAGCACCUCAAGAAUUUGCUAGGUAAACUGCGAAACAUAGUACAUCUCUUUGCCGACGCAUUUGCAAACCUUGAAAGUGUGCCCGAAAGUUUUCACCAACCGAGUUCUUUACGACCCGAGAAUAUUGUGAGUUCCCACAAGGAGAUGCACUUGGGGCCCAGCAAAACAUGUCUCUAUCCAGAUCGACCUCGAUUAGUAAGCCAAGCCAAGGUUGCACCUCAAACAUUGCGAGAUCUGUUCCUCUUCGACCACGCAGCUGCAAACCUUGAAACUCUCGGAAAUCCUUCUAUAAACCGCCCUCGUCACCGACCAGAGGAAACGGGGAAUUUCGAGAGGGAGAUGCGGACAGGAAUCAGUCCAAGGAGUGCCGCUCUCCGCCUCCGAUCCCACACACCUCGUAACCGUGCCCCACGAGUGUGGGGGAGGCAGUUCUUGAUGAUCCGAAAGUAUGGUGAGAUUCCAUCCAGAGAUGCAUUUGGGGCCCAGCAAAACGUGGAUUCAGAUCGAUGUCCGUUGCAGAGGAGAGCCUGGGCUGGGCUUGGUCGGGCCGAGCCGAGCGGAGCCGAGCGGAGCCGAGCGGAGCAUGCGUCGCCAAUCUCAGUCAGCUUCGACGCUCUGCAACGAGCAGUCAGCGUCGGCGUCGACUUUCCCGCGCGCGUGCUUCCGUCAGCGCAGAACGAAGAAAAGCCGCCGCCGAGCUUCAUCUCCCGUCUCUCUCUACAUGCAUCCGUCGCUGCAGAAGUGGUCGUCGGUCGACCAUUUCACCUCCCGCCGCUUCAUCUGCUGUCUGUGGAACGGCACUGGUCGUCCGUCGAGGAUUUCAUCUCUCCGGCCCCUCUAUCUGCUGUCUCUGCGCAGGUGCUGCAAAACUGGUCACUUGUUGACAAUCCCAUUUCUCCAGAAGCCGUAGAACUGCUGCCGCACGAAGGAAGUAUAUUAUUCUCGACACCACUGCCUACUCUUCCAUUCCCACAACCCAUCGCCUACGCUCUCCGUCUCAUCCUAUCACCCUACUCCGAUCGAAGCUCUUAUCCAACUCUUCCAUUUGCUAUCAUCCCAUUGACUCACUACCUAUCUACUCACCACCCCAUCUACUCACCACUACCGCUAUCGCCUUCCACUAUCAUGUCCAUUACCACCAGUUCUGCGGACAAGAGGCCAUCACCGCCAAGCAUUCUCCCAACCCGCGCCAGUCCGUCGACCUCAUGCGCCCUACCAGCCUCGACACUGAAGGCACCGACGUCUACCAGAAUGCCCCAAGCAAGCUUCCCUGCCGAAGUUAACACCCAGCCUAGCAAGCCACUGGCGCCCGUCGACGUCCCCGUCCACGCCUGCAUUACCACUUGGCAUGCCACAGCCUACUCGCCAAAGACUUACGACUUCUCCGUCCCAAUCGAUGCUGCUCAGCAGUCUUGGUCCCCCCGGGCGCUCGUUACAUCGUCCCGCAUACCAAAGACACCAUCAUUUUACAAGGCCAUGCAUUCAAAUUUGGCGGAGCCACCAGCCUCCACUACAUCAACUUCGGUGCCAACCACUGCGCCGGCUACGCCUGCGCCUGCUCCAGUAAUCGAAGUCCAGCCCGACAAGUUCCACACCGACACAACCGAGUUCAUCUGCAGCUUUAUCGAGGCUCUGCCUAUGCAAGCCCGUGCCGCUGCCGCCGCCGAGGACCUGUCAAGCCCGAUGGCCGCUUUCAAGGAGGACGCACAGAAGAAGAAUGAUCGCACCGGGGAUCCCAAGGCCCGAAUUCUCAACAUGGAGCACGAAUCGCGCCUCCAACGCCCAGCGGGAGCAGCGCGACGCCGAGACCCGCGACCCGAAAGCCCACAACGACUUGCUUCAAUCUAUGCAACAUCGCCAGCCUUCGCCGCCAACCACUCCUCCUAUCCUGGAUCGCAUCCAGCAGAGAAGAAAUCUAAGGAUCAGCACCUUCUGUUGGCCCUCAACAUAGACAGCGUGCUACGUAGCCAAUUUGGUAUGCCAAUGGGCUCCGCCAAUCAUUCCGGCUCGCUAGCGCCCACUCCCAAGCCAAGUGGUGGAGUAAGCGUCGCGCGAGCCUGUAUUGUAGUAAUAUUGGACCGGUAUACACAGCCGGUACAGCAACAGGCGAAAGCCUCCUCCAAAUAA
This is a messenger RNA of Pseudocercospora fijiensis CIRAD86, 2430 nucleotides long. RefSeq lists its product as uncharacterized. The record is from RefSeq and is a predicted model, not a curated record. The transcript is spliced from 11 exons. Bases 1 to 2430 code for a protein of 809 amino acids. NCBI's taxonomy places the organism in Eukaryota, Fungi, Ascomycota, Dothideomycetes, Mycosphaerellales, Mycosphaerellaceae.